Messenger RNA from Vanderwaltozyma polyspora DSM 70294, 3348 nucleotides. It is a transcript of the gene KAP123, whose product is annotated as karyopherin KAP123. Gene Ontology annotation, cellular component: cytoplasm; nucleus. Gene Ontology annotation, molecular function: nuclear import signal receptor activity; small GTPase binding. NCBI's taxonomy places the organism in Eukaryota, Fungi, Ascomycota, Saccharomycetes, Saccharomycetales, Saccharomycetaceae. Gene Ontology annotation, biological process: protein import into nucleus. Bases 1 to 3348 code for a protein of 1115 amino acids. The transcript has a single exon. The record is from RefSeq and is a predicted model, not a curated record.
AUGGACGAACAAUUUUUAACUCAAUUAGGUCAAACUUUAAGUGCGAUUGUUCAACCAGAUUCCGCUGGUUUAAAAGAAGCUACAAAGACUUUGCAAUCCCAGUUCUACACCCAACCAAACACAGUUCCAGCUUUAAUUCAUAUCUUACAAAACAGUAAUGACGAUGCUUUGAAACAAUUGGCUGGUGUUGAAGCUAGAAAAUUAGUUCCUAAAUAUUGGAAAUCAUUGGAUGAUUCUAUCAAACAACAAAUGAAAUCAUCUUUAUUACAAACUGCUUUCAGUGAACCAAAGGAAAUUAUUCGUCACUCCAAUGCUCGUGUAAUUGCUGCUAUUGGUACUGAAGAAUUAGAAGCUAACCAAUGGCCAGAUUUAGUUCCAAAUUUAAUCCAAGCCGCUUCCGGUGAUGAUUCUCAAACUAGACAAACUUCUAUCUUUAUUUUAUUAUCUUUGUUAGAAGCUUAUACCCCAUCUUUGACUGCUUUCAUCGACGAUUUCUUAACUUUGUUUGGUCAAACUAUUAACGAUACCACCUCUCUAGAAACUAGAUCUUUGUCUGCUCAAGCUUUGAACCAUGUUUCUGGUUUGAUUGAAGAACAAGAAGCUAUCAACCCACAACAUGCAGCCAAGUUCGCUUCUUUAAUUCCAUCCGUUGUUAACAUUUUGGAUGUUGUUAUCAAGGCUGAAGAUACUAAUAAUGCUAAAUUGAUUUUCAACUGUUUGAAUGAUUUCUUAUUAUUAGAUUCCCAACUAACAGGUAACACCAUCGUUGAUUUAAUCAAAUUAGCUAUCCAAAUUGCUGUUAACAGCGAAGUUGAUGAAGAUAUCAGAGUUUUCUCUAUUCAAUUCAUCAUUUCUGCCUUAUCUUACAGAAAGUCAAAGGUUUCCCAAGGUAAAUUAGGUCCAGAAAUUACAGUCGCCGCUUUGAAGGUCGCCUCUGAAGAAGUUGAUGUAGAUGAAGAAUUGAACAACGAAGAUGAAGCUGGUGAAAAUGAAGAAAAUACCCCAUCCUUAACUGCUAUUAGAUUAUUAGCUUUUGCCUCCUCUGAAUUACCACCAUCACAAGUUGCUUCUGUUAUUAUUGAACAUUUGCCAACUAUGUUGCAAUCUUCUAACCCAUUCGAAAGAAGAGCUAUCUUGUUAGCUGUCUCAGUUGCUGUUACUGGUUCUCCAGAUUACAUCUUGUCUCAAUUCGACAAAAUUAUUCCAGCAACUAUUGCUGGUUUGAAGGAUUCUGAACCAGUUGUCAAGUUAGCUGCUUUGAAGUGUGUCCACCAAUUGACUACCGAUUUGCAAGAUGAAGUUGCCAAGUUCCACGAAGAUUACUUACCAUUAAUCAUUGAUAUUAUCGACACUGCUAAGCAUGUUGUUAUCUACAACUAUGCCACUAUGGCUUUAGAUGGUUUGUUGGAAUUCAUUGCUUACGAAGCCAUUGCUAAAUACUUAGAACCAUUAAUGAACAAAUUAUUCUACAUGUUAGAAAGCAACAACUCUUCUAAAUUGAGAUGUGCUGUUGUUUCUGCAAUUGGUUCUGCUGCCUUCGCUGCUGGUUCUGCAUUCGUUCCAUACUUCAAGAACAGUGUACAAUAUUUGGAACAAUUUAUUCAAAACUGUUCUCAAAUUGAAGGUAUGAGUGAAGACGACAUUGAAUUAAGAGCUAUUACUUUUGAAAACAUCUCUACUAUGGCCAGAGCUGUUAGAUCUGAAGCUUUCUCUGAAUUCGCUGAACCAUUAGUCAACUCUGCUUACGAAGCCAUUAAGACUGACUCUGCUAGAUUGAGAGAAUCUGGUUAUGCUUUUAUUGCUAACUUAGCUAAAGUUUACGGUGAAAACUUUGCUCCAUUCUUGGAAACUAUCUUGCCAGAAAUUUUCAAGACUUUAGAAUUGGACGAAUAUCAAUUUAACUUCGAUGGUGAUGCUGAAGAUUUGGCUGCUUUCGCCGAAUCAGCUAAUGAAGAAGAUCUUCAAAGUAAAUUCACCGUCAACACUGGUAUUUCUUACGAAAAGGAAGUUGCUGCCGCUGCUUUGUCUGAAUUGGCAUUGGGUACUAAGCAACACUUCUUACCAUACGUUGAACAAUCCCUAAAGGUCUUAAGCGAACAAGUUGAAGAAUCUUAUGGUUUAAGGGAAACUGCUUUGAGUACUAUGUGGAACAUUGUUAAAGCUGUCUUGUUGGCUUCUAAGAUUGCUCCAGAAUCAUAUCCAAAGGGUAUUCCAACUGGAUCUUAUGUUGACGCCUCUGUAUUAGCUGUUAUUCAAAACGCAAGAGAAAUCUCUAUCAACAACUUGAAUGAUGAAUUCGAAACCUCUAUGGUCAUUACUGUUAUGGAAGAUUUUGCUAACAUGAUUAAACAAUUCGGUAGUAUUAUCAUUAUGGAUAACGGUGACUCUACUAUGUUGGAAACAUUAUGUGUUCAAGUCGUUAGCGUUAUCAAGGGUACUCACACUUGUCAAACCAUUGACAUCGAAGAAGAUGUUCCAAAGGAUGAAGAAUUGGAUGCCUCUGAAACAGAAGCUACGCUAUUGGAUGUUGCUUUGGAAGUUUUAGUUAGUUUGUCCCACGCUUUGUCUGCUGACUUCGUUAAGAUCUUUGAAAGCAUCAAACCAGUCCUAUUUGCAUUAUUCGAAUCUAAAUCUAAGAACAAAAGAUCUUCUGCUGUUGGUGCCACUUCCGAAAUUGUCUUAGGUAUGAAGGAAGCUAACCCAUACAUUCAAGAAAUGAUGGAAGCUUUGAUCAUCAGAUUGACUACUGAUAAAUCUUUGGAAGUUAGAGGUAACGCUGCCUAUGGUGUUGGUCUAUUGUGUCAAUAUGCCCCAUUCGAUGUUUCUGCUAUCUUUGAACCAGUUUUGAAGGCUAUGUACCAAUUAUUAAGUGCUGCUGAUCAAAAAUCUUUGACUGCUGAAGAUGACGAAGCUACUAGAGAAAUUCUUGACAGAGCCUUUGCUAAUGCAUGUGGCUGUGUUAGUAGAAUGAUCUUGAAAAACCAAGCUUUGAUCCCAUUAGAACAAACAAUUCCAGCCUUGUUGGCUCACUUACCAUUGAAUACUGGUUACGAAGAAUAUGAGCCAAUCUUCCAAGUUAUCAUGAAGCUAUACCAAGAUAACAAUGCCACCAUCACUGCUCAAACUCCAAAGGUUGUUGAAUUCUUAGCUGCCGUCUUCACUAAGGAUAACGAAAGAAUCAAGCUAGAACAAGAAUCUACUUUGGGUAGAGAAGAAAACAUGGAAAGAUUGAAACAAUUCCAAACCGAAGAAAUGAGACAAAAGGUUGUCGAAUUGUUGAAAUAUAUCAACAGUAACUUUAACGGUAUCGUUGCUCAAAAUCAAGUUUUAGCACCUGUCAUUGCUUAA